AUGGGUGACGAGACUACAGACGCCGACGCCGCCGCCCUCAAGGCCCGCCUGGACUCCCUCAUCAAGGACGCCCAGGAGGCUGAAGAGCGGGCAGUGGCUGCCCGUCGCCGCGCCACCGCCGCUCGUGCCCUUCUGGAGGAGGAGGAGCAGAAGGCCGUCGCCCUGGAGACGGCUGCUGCUACUGCACGGCUGCUUGUGCCCGGUACGUCGUCCGGCACUGUCGUCACAUCGUCCUCGUCUUCCUACGAGGCCACCGUCGUCGCCGGUCUUCAUCUACAGGCAGCGUCCGUCCUCAACGUUCGCUCUCUCGUGAACAUCGUCCUCGACUCCACCUCCGUCAACUAUGCCAGUUGGCGUGACCUCAUGAUGCUGGCACUGGAGCGCUACGCCCUCCUCGACCACAUCGACUCGGACGUCGCCUCGUCUACCGAUCCGGGCUGGCGCCGGAUGGACAGCGUCGUCCUCAACUGGAUCAGCAAUUCCAUCACCCCGGAGCUUCAUCAAGUCGUUCAGGAGCGUGGUGCCACCGCGCGCCACCUGUGGCUCGCUAUCGAGAACCAGUUUCUUGGUAACCGCGAGCAGCGCACCCUUCAUCUUGACGCUGCUUUUCGUAACUUUGUCCAGGGCGAUCUCUCCGUGAGCGAGUACUGCCGCAAAUUCAAGAACAUGGCGGAUGCUCUGGCCGACCUCGGCUCGCCUGUCGACGAGCGGAUCCUCGUCCUCAAUAUCCUCCGCGGUCUGAACCGACGGUUCGAGCACGUCGGCGCCAUCAUUCGGCGCUACUCUCCGUUCCCGUCCUUCCUAAAGGCGCGGGACGACUUGAUCCUGGAGGAGCUUCACAUGGGCAGCGUGGGUCCCUCUGCUGAUGCUACGGCGCUCUACUCCUGUUCUGCUGACAGGCCGCCUUCUUCCGCACCCGGCCCUCCGUCCCGCUCCGGCGGUACCGGCAGGAAGGGCAAGACCAAGAAGGCCGCCGGCAGUGGUGGCGGUCGCGGUGGUACCUCCGGCCACUCCACUUCGACUCCUCCCGCUCCCUCCGGCCCCGACGGCAAGGCGUCCUCCUCUGGGCCGACUUACGUCAACCCAUGGCAGGGCCACUUCGCGAUGUACCCCGGCCCGCUUCCAGGCAACCUUCAGCGCCCGCAGGUCCUGAUGGCUGCGCCAGGCUACUACAUGCCCCCAGGCUACAUGCCUGGGCCACAGCAGCAGGCGGCGCACCCCCCUAUGGCUCUCGCCGGAGGUCCGGCAGGUGGUCCGGUCUCCUGGUCCCCGUGGACUGGUCCGGGCUGGGACCAGCAGUCACUGGCCAACUCCUUCAGCACCAUGGCGCUUACUCCGCCACCCACUUCUACCCAGGACUGGGUGGCCGAUUCUGGAGCUUCACAUCACUCCACUCCCUCAGCUGGAUCUCACUACGAAGAACGUGAUCGUCAGGUCGAAUAG
This is a messenger RNA of Panicum hallii, 1443 nucleotides long. RefSeq lists its product as uncharacterized. Lineage: Eukaryota; Viridiplantae; Streptophyta; Magnoliopsida; Poales; Poaceae. The transcript is spliced from 2 exons. The record is from RefSeq and is a predicted model, not a curated record. The coding region runs from base 1 to 1443 and encodes 480 amino acids.